AUGCGCCGUAUCAGUACCGCCCUGCUGGCCGCGCAAUUAUGUGCGGCCACCCGCCAUGGGUUCAGCAUACAUCAUGACCUACUAGCAUACCCUCAGUUUGAGGUCGUCUUCUCAGACGCUUUCAUAUCCGAACCCGAGGCGAAAGUCCUGUUGGAUCCAAGCCACGCCGUCGACGCAAACGAGAAGGACAUACAAACCGCCUCUGCAACGUCGGACCCGACUGAUGGCGGCCACAAGGUCACCGAGACGUACGAGAUCAUGACCAUGCACCCGCACAAGUACUUGUGCGCGAUUCCCGUUAUCGAGACACCGCCGACCCAGAACAAGACCGAGACGGAGCUGGCGAAAGCGGAGGAGGCGCGUGAGCUGGCUAGGGCCUCGGCGCACGGCUGGGAGCUCGUCAAUGGCCUCGACGGCGCAUGCUUAUAUUACGUCUCGGGCUGGUGGAGCUACAGCUUUUGCUAUGGCAGUGAUGUUGUCCAGUUCCAUGCGCUGCCCUCCAAGGGCGGGCCGCCACAGAGGGACCCAAACAGCCAGGAAUAUGUGCUCGGCAGAGUCGAGGGCCCGUCAUCCUCCACGUCAACCUCCCGCCGCGGAAGGGGAAACAAGGCCACGCCCGUACCCGCCAAAGAGGCAAAGGCCAAGACUGCAUCCCCGCCAAACACGGAACUGCAGGUCAAGGGCGACCAGCGCUACCUGGUCCAGCGCAUGGAGGAUGGCACCAUCUGCGACCUGACAAACCGUCCCAGGACCAUCGAGAUCCAGUACCACUGCAGCCCUGGCAGCACUCAGGACCGUAUCGGGUGGAUUAAGGAGGUCACCACGUGCGCGUAUCUGAUGCUUGUCAACACCCCGCGCCUCUGCUCCGACGUGGCCUUCCAGCCCCCGGCGCCGUCACGCGCAAACGUCAUCAGCUGUCGCACAAUCGUUCCCGAGGCCGAGCAAGCAGCUUGGCACGCCCAGAAGACCCUGGAGGCGAAGGCUGCCAUGGUCGGCCAGCAGCGCAAGGAUGCGCAAGCACCCAUCAGCGUUGGGGGCGUGGUCGUCGGCGCCAGGCAGGUUCAGGGCAAGGGCGAGGACGGUCAGGAACCCGCCCAGCUCAAGCCGCCGCGGAACUUUGCCAGCGGCAACAAGGACAACACCAUCGUGGAGAUCAUCGCGCUAGGGAACACCAACGAAGAUGGGUCCAUGGAGGUCUUGAGCGACGAGGAUCUGCAAAAGCUCGACCUCGACCCAAAACUGGUCGAGGAGCUCAAGAAGCAGAUCCAGGAGAUGGCCGGCGACAAGAACUGGAAGCUAGAGGUCGCCGAAGACCCGGGCGCCGCUACCCGUGAGAUCCGCGGUGUCAUUGGCUCUGACGACGACGAUGACAGCGAAGGCGAAGGCGAAGACGGCCAAGGAAAGCAAGAGGGUAGUGAAGAGAAGUUCUUCAAGGAGGAACUCUAG
Molecule: messenger RNA, 1446 nt
Organism: Neoarthrinium moseri
Lineage: Eukaryota; Fungi; Ascomycota; Sordariomycetes; Amphisphaeriales; Apiosporaceae
Exons: 2
Coding region: 1-1446 (481 amino acids)
Biological process (GO): endoplasmic reticulum unfolded protein response; retrograde protein transport, ER to cytosol
Cellular component (GO): endoplasmic reticulum lumen
Source: RefSeq, a predicted model, not a curated record